UGAGAACUGCUUUUUAAAAAUUAUACCUUCAGAAUAUUCAGAAUGGUUAUUUAAUGAUUGUCCGUAAAAUUCUAUUAGAAACAGCUGGAAUUUAUUGCAUUAGUGCAUGAGUGAAUUCAAAAUGUACACGUUAAAAAAAAAAAGUCAAAGGUAUUCCUGUCAUUGCGCGCGCGCGCUCUUUCUGUGGGACGUUGGGCGUAAGAGCGAGAGAGAUUCUUAGAAUUCUAACCACCACUCAUUAAUAUUCAUUAGGCUAAAUUUUUGAGCGAAGUGAUUGGCUGUCAGUUCAAAACACUCCAAGCGUGUUGUGCGGGUUCAUUAGAGUGGGCGUGUUUACGCAUGUAAACUUAAAACUACAAACUGAGAUGAUUCAGAAGUGUGCGAGUGUUUGAAGGAGACGCUCACUGCUAAAGGAGGAAUUUAAAUUGAAAACAGUGACGAACCAUAACAGAUUACCAUGGACAUGUUCUGCUGAGGCGGCUUACAAUACUAUCUUAAGAUAUCCCUUCUUUAUUUUUAGCGGGGUUUUUUUCCUAGAAAAACUGAAAAUGUUGGAUAAUCGGACUGUUGACCUGCGUUUAGAUCAGCUGGAAGACGUGAGAGCGAAAAAUGCUAAAGAACACUUUGAGAAGCAAUAUAAGAUGGGAGCCCUUCUGGGAAGCGGUGGGUUCGGUUCUGUGUUCUCCGGACAGCGCCUUUCAGACGGACAACAGGUCGCUAUUAAACAAAUAUCCCGUGAUAGAAUUCAGCAGUGGGCCAAACUGCCUGGUUCAGCAAAUGCCGUCCCCAUGGAGAUCGCUCUCCUGCUGUGUCUGGGCGGAGGGUCCGGGUCGGGUCACCGCGGCAUCAUCCGAAUGCUCGACUGGUUUGAGAUGCCAGGUCAGGAAUACCUCAUUGUGUUUGAGAAACCCCAACAGUGCCAGGACCUGUUUGACUUCAUCACUGAACGUGGGGCCCUGGAGGAGCCCAUUGCACAAAGGUUCCUCAAACAGGUCAUUGAAGCCCUGCACUUCUGCCACUCCGAGGGAAUUGUGCACCGGGAUAUCAAAGAUGAGAACAUCCUCGUUGACACCCGCACCGGAGACAUCAAAAUCAUUGACUUUGGAUCUGGUGCUCUACUGAAGGACUCCAUUUACACUGACUUUGAAGGAACACGAGUCUACAGCCCUCCAGAGUGGAUCCUCCACCAGCGUUACAGCGCUCGUCCGCUCACCGUGUGGUCACUGGGCGUACUUCUGUUUGACAUGGUGUGUGGAGACAUUCCCUUUGAGAGGGAUGCUGACAUAGUACAAGCCACUCCAAGUUUCACUAAACGCAUCUCCAAAGAAUGCCAGUCUCUGAUUUGCUGGUGCCUUUCAUACAGGCCGGAGGAUCGGCCUAGUUUGGAGCAGAUUUUGCAGCAUCCUUGGAUGACCGAGAGCUCUGAGGAUGUUGAAUAUUUGCAAGCAAAAAGCAAUAUUAAGCCAAGCCUUUAAAUCCUGAAGGACUUUGGACUCGAUUCAGAACUUUCAAACACACCGUUUUGCUUUUACACUGGACUUCCUGAACUCUAGUUACUGGUUUCUGGAUUCUUCCUUAUUUAUUUUUUUGUGUGGCUGCCUUCAACGCUCAUGUUGUGUCAUAUGGACUUGGGAUCUAUUCUUCUAGAAGCCCAGAAUAGCCCUGGAUUGCUGCAGGUUUAAUUUAUGAAUGAAUAUUUCCCACGACUACAACCAUCACAUCUCAAUGCAACUUUUUUUUAUUUAUUGGUCAUUAUUUAUUUUCUCAGCCACGUACUAAUUUAUUUCUGCAAGAAGUCUCAGGAGCAGUAAACUGUGUUCAUCUUGAUUGUUGAAGUUCUAACUGACUUAAAUGACAGUAGGUGGGCCAUGAUACCUGGUUUUACAGGUUUCUGUUGUACAUUGAUAUUCUCUCCCUGUUCUAAGGGGUUUCAAAAAGACUUUGGAUCUGCUUUCCAGUCUUUUGACAGGAGGCCUGGCGGAACAAUAAUUUAGGCUCAUGCGGAUCUGUUCCCAUUAAUCAACACACACUCUCGAAGAAGGUGCAACAGAAGAGAAGAGGAACAUUCCUGUGGAUCCUGUUUACUCUAAAUCAACCAAUUCCCUAGAUGGAUUCCUCAGAGCCAUUACUAAGCCGGCUUUUAGUUUCUGUCCGUAUUGUUUGAGAAAUGCCUGCACUGCAACUUAAAGAAUGUUUUCAGGACGCUUUGUACUGAUCGAACUCAGAUAUGUGUCAGUUAGUUGGAAGUUCCCAAAUGUCAGCAUGUUAACUAAUGUCAGGAGGAUUUCAGCCACUAACCCAGUGUUGAUGUUUACCAGAAGGGCCUAUGGGCUUUUCCUCAAUGUCUGAUGUCAUUAUAACACACCAAAGAGGUCUGCUUACUGUCUUAUGUGAGGUCAACAUGCAUAAUGGCAAAUUUAUUUAAAUUUGAUUUGAAAUUUGUGUUUGGAUACAAAACAGCAUUGAUAUGUUUGAAUUCUUUGAUUUGAGAUU
This is a messenger RNA of Carassius carassius (crucian carp), 2493 nucleotides long. RefSeq names its product Pim-2 proto-oncogene, serine/threonine kinase (gene pim2). Gene Ontology annotation, molecular function: protein serine/threonine kinase activity; ATP binding. The transcript has 7 exons. Gene Ontology annotation, biological process: regulation of mitotic cell cycle; protein autophosphorylation; negative regulation of apoptotic process. The coding region runs from base 549 to 1475 and encodes 308 amino acids. Lineage: Eukaryota; Metazoa; Chordata; Actinopteri; Cypriniformes; Cyprinidae. The record is from RefSeq and is a predicted model, not a curated record. Gene Ontology annotation, cellular component: cytoplasm.